Vespa mandarinia (Asian giant hornet) is the source of this 2523-nucleotide messenger RNA. RefSeq lists its product as uncharacterized. Gene Ontology annotation, biological process: regulation of transcription by RNA polymerase II. The record is from RefSeq and is a predicted model, not a curated record. NCBI's taxonomy places the organism in Eukaryota, Metazoa, Arthropoda, Insecta, Hymenoptera, Vespidae. Gene Ontology annotation, molecular function: protein binding; RNA polymerase II cis-regulatory region sequence-specific DNA binding; DNA-binding transcription factor activity, RNA polymerase II-specific.
UUCUUUUUUUAUAUUUUAAGAAAAAAUAAUCAAAGAAAAUCGAGAUUACAUGGUGUUAAAAUGAUAUACGUUUAAGAAGUGAAAUUCAGGGAAUGUCGUCGAAGGAAAAUAAAGUAAAAUGUGGGAUAAUGUUAUUUCGGAUAUAAUUAGCGGAUCUUUGAUUAAAUAGUUUCGUUAAAAGUCCAUCAUCUGAUCCGAUCCAAACACGACAUAAUCGUCAUUUGAUUUCUUUUUUACUUUUUAUUUGUUCGUUUUGUUUAUUUUUUCUUUCUUCCUUUUUUUUUUUUUUUUUUUUAAUUUGAAUCGAUCAGGAUGUACAGCCUGUAUAGAGCUUGGUUCGGUGACGAAAGUACCGCGGAUAAUUAUAAUCGUUUGCAAGAAACCCUAUCGCCGCCCGACACAGUGAUCAGAGUUGGAAACGAGGGUGAACAUCAGUUCAUUGCACACAAGGGCAUUCUAGCGGCACACAGUGGCUACCUGAAGGCUUUGCUGGCCAGUGCGGCAGCUAGUUCGAGCAAUGGAGCAAACUUUGGUGGCUCUUGUGGUGGAUUGAAUUCGGCAAGUUCCAGUAACUCAACUACAACUGCGAUCGGUGGACAACACCACACUCGACAGCCGGUUACAUCUGUCUCGGUAUCUUCGAUCGGAGGAGAAGCAUUUGCGCCAUUGUUAAAUUACAUGUAUACCGGUCGACUCGAGGUAACAUUGGAUAACGUGUACAGUGUACUAUUGGCAACGCAUUUGUUACAUAUGCCUGGUGCAUUGGAACAAUGCAGAGCAGCUUUACUCAGAUUAAGAGGACCACCUCCAUUGCCAACGCCUAUACCAAUAACACCAACUUCGACGUCAACAUCGACGUCGAGUUCAGGUCCUGGUAGUAUACUGAGACCAAUACCAAACAGAUUAGUAUUGGGACCACCACUUUGUUGGCCUCAAACGAGUUCAAUUUACCCAUCAGCCGCGACAGCACCAGGAUCCGUCGGUCUAACACCACAUUUACCUCAAAUGCAACCAACGACUGUACUAAUACCACCUUCCGUUUCACCAAACGUUACGGUCAUUCCAACAUUAACUAGUCAAGAUACUCAAGAAGUUAAUACGCAUUACAGCUCGACCAAUCGUGAAAUCUCAAGAUCACCGAGAUCGUCUCCAUCGCGAUUAAACAAAAGAACGAUCAACGUUAUUAAAUCUAGAUCCCAUUCGAGAUCUACAACACCAGAUACCAUUUCACCAACGUCCUCGUCUAUUCCAUACGUCAAUGCUGCGGCCGCGGCAUUUAAUGCAUUCGCAUCGAGAUCAUCAUCGCCAUCGGCAGCGUCACGUUCCUCGUCGUUAUCACGAUCGCCCUCGCCCAUGUCACGUAAAGGAAAGAAAAAUAAUUCAAUAGAUCGACGUGAAUUUAUGAAUUCUACACGUACAACGAUGACAAUAACAGCAACGACGACGACGACCACGACGACAACAACAACAACUACAACAACAACAAUAACAACUGAUAACAUCUCGAUGCCUCAAAGUGGACGAUCCAAUGAAAAUACUAAUUCGAUCGUAAGCUCACCUAUGAGAAUUAAUCAUGACGAUAAUCCUAAGUGUUCGACUAAUAUAACGACGACCGAUGUUGAUCGCGGCAGACCAUCAUCCCACAGACGCAAGAUUCGUAUAACUAAUAACAACUCUAACAACGUUAACGAUCCCUCCUCAUCAUCAUCUUCCGGCAAUGUUUUGUCGGUGGUUUACGAUGUUGCUUGUUGUGACGGACCCGUUAAGUUUCAUCGUGUUUUAAAUGAAAAUUAUAUCGUAUCGCAGUCACGUAUACAAAGGCAUUGCACCGAUGACAAUACCAGAGCAACAACUACCGAGAACGAUGAAAAUGGUGGCUCGGGAACUACCAGAAUACGAAAUUGUUCUACGGAUUCUAUGAUAACCACACAAACGACAGAUUCUGGUAACAAUGUUGGUAACUACAGUUGUGGUUAUUGCAGCCAUACCUUCAAGUCCCAAUAUUGUUAUAGAAAACACGCUAAGAGACAUUUGUUGCCAACGAGAUCUAACGGCGAUACAAUAACGACGGCCACGACGACAACUACAACGAUCGAUAGAAAUCGACAGGAUAAUAAUUCGAGAAACAAAAGGGAGGUCAGACUUCUUGAUUUGAACGUUCAAUAUUAUCCGUGUAAAAUCUGCGGAUGUAAAUUUCCGAGUUAUUAUUUCGUACACAAGCAUAGAAAAUUAUGUCACGCUAAUGUCGACGAUAAUAAUCGAGUUAACAGCAGGGAUGAUGUUGUUACGUUUAAUGAUCAAGAAUCAACGAGCCAACCUGUAGAUGGUACCACGCCGCACCGUGAAUGAAAAAAAAUAAAAAAAAAGAAACAAAAAAAAAAGAUUAAAAAAAAAAUAAGAGAGUAAAAAAAAGCAAACCAAAAGGAAAGAAAUACAACAACAAAAAAGAAAAAAAAAACAAAAACAGAAACAAAAAGAGCAAUACGCACCCCGUUGUGCAAGACGAAAAAUCUUAUAUUACGA